Molecule: messenger RNA, 1491 nt
Organism: Fusarium coffeatum
Lineage: Eukaryota; Fungi; Ascomycota; Sordariomycetes; Hypocreales; Nectriaceae
Exons: 2
Coding region: 1-1491 (496 amino acids)
Biological process (GO): transmembrane transport; carbohydrate transport
Cellular component (GO): membrane
Molecular function (GO): carbohydrate:proton symporter activity
Source: RefSeq, a predicted model, not a curated record
AUGGCUCAAAUCAAAUUUCGUGGGAAGCCGCUCAUCGGCUACAAUGUUCUAAUCAUCGCUUUUGCUACCUUUGGAAGUAUCACAUAUGGUUACUGCUCCGCCAUCAUCGGCUCCACACUAGGCCAACCUUCCUUCCUAAGCUACUUCGGCCUCGACACAGCCAAGAAUGCACCAGCGUUAAUCGGAGCCAUCAAUGGUUUGUUCCAGGGAGGAGGUCUCAUCGGCACAUUGACCUUUGGAGGUCUCGCAGACAAAUUCGGACGAUGCAAGGCUAUGUUCCUCGCCAGUGUCCUCGCUGUUAUCGGCGGUGGACUCCAAGCAGGGUCAGUGCAUUUAGCUAUGUAUCUGGUGGCUAGAUUUAUCACAGGCCUUGCCGUCGGUGGUCUAGUCAUGAUUGUUCCCCUUUGGCAAACCGAGGUUGCUCCUUCACACGCCCGAGGACUGCUCGUGGGUCUCCAUGGUGUUUCAAUCCUGCUCGGCUACUCAUCAUCUGCCUGGGUUGGUUUCGGGUUCUUCUAUGUGAACGCAGAUGGAGCACAGUGGAGGCCACCUCUGGCCAUCCAGUGCCUCCCUCCGUUGAUCCUCGCUUGCGGUGUCUACUUCAUCCCAGAGUCUCCUCGUUGGCUGGUAGAGCAUGAUCAGCAUGAGAGAGCGGAAACCAUCCUCAAGCGCAUUUACAGAGACUCGGACGACCCCAGCAGUCACGAAGCCAAUGUUCAGUUCGCCCAGAUUCGGGCCCAGGUUGAACUGGAACGCAGCCUCCCUUCGUCCUGGUCAUCUUUAUUUACCGUUCCCCACUAUCGCAAGAGAGCCUUUAUCGGCUUCACCACCCUUCUUGCGGGCCAGCUUAGCGGAACUACUGUCAUCAACAACUACGGUCCUUCUCUGUAUGCUGCUUUAGGUCACGGUCCUGCGGCUAGUUUGGCACUGUCUGCUGGGUGGCUUACUGAAGGUCUUGUUUGCAACGCCAUCAACGCCGUACUCCUCGACUAUGUUGGCCGCAGGUGGCUCAUGGUCACUGGGCUCUUUGGCUGUGCCGUGUCCCUUCUUGGUGUCAGCAUCAUGGUCGCCUUGUAUGGCGGUACAAACAACACAGGCGGCAACUCUGCUGGUGUCUUCUUCCUGUAUCUCCAUCUGACUUUCUAUGCCACCUGUAUGGAUGCAUCCACAUACGUUUAUGGAUCCGAGAUUUGGCCUACACAUCUACGAGGAAAGGGCUUCGCUGUCUCGUGCGCUGGUCUCUUUGUCGGAUCGUUGACAUUACUGGAAGCUGCACCUACCGCAUUCCAGACUAUCGGUUGGAAAUUCUAUCUGAUUAUGAUGGCAUUCACCAUCAUUUGUGCGAUUAUCUUUAUAUUGUACUUCCCUGAGACCAAGGGGCUCACUCUGGAGGAGAUUUCGGCACUUUUUGGUGAUGAGGUCGCGAUUGAAGCUUCACAUAUCCAGACCAAGACUUCCAUUGCCAGUGAGAAUGAGCCCGUCAAGGCAUGA